This is a messenger RNA of Mytilinidion resinicola, 1977 nucleotides long. RefSeq names its product MATE efflux family protein. Gene Ontology annotation, cellular component: membrane. The transcript has 2 exons. Gene Ontology annotation, molecular function: xenobiotic transmembrane transporter activity; antiporter activity. NCBI's taxonomy places the organism in Eukaryota, Fungi, Ascomycota, Dothideomycetes, Mytilinidiales, Mytilinidiaceae. Gene Ontology annotation, biological process: xenobiotic detoxification by transmembrane export across the plasma membrane. The record is from RefSeq and is a predicted model, not a curated record. Bases 1 to 1977 code for a protein of 658 amino acids.
AUGGCACCCUCAGAACCAAUUCACGCUCGACCGACGGCUGAAUCUUCGAGCGGCAUUGGGAACAGCUUCAGGUCGCAAUUGGAAUCCUUCAGCGUCGGAUCGCCCAUCGCCGAAGCUGCCAUUCAGCGGGAUCUCGAAGAGGGUGGCGAUGACGCCUAUCCUAGCUCUGACGACGAUGACGAAAGUUCUUCGGGAUCAUCCACAGUGCAUCCUUCAGAGUAUUCCAUGAGAGACGCCUACCGGAGACCAAGCUAUGUGAAUCCUGGGUUUCGGUCUGCUGUCAUCGCUUCACAAUCAGUCCCGGAGCACAGCUACCUGACGAAACGAGAGCGACAACAAAUCCGGGAGGAAGAGAGGAGUUUGCUACGAGACAACCUACUUCUUCCACCAAAGCAUCCGCGGCGAGAAAGCGAGAGUGGCCUGCCUGCGCGUUUGGGCAAGCGACUGUCGAUCGCAGGGCUGAGAAAGGUGCGAAGUGCAGCAGAUGAAGAAUCAGCCAUCGAAAGAGAUGAUGAGCCAUCAGAGCAUUCAGCACUAUUGGGAGCGGACCCUACUAAGCCCUAUGGAGGAGAAGACACUCCAGAGAACAUCAACAAAAAGUGGGUAGAAGCAGUCGCAGCUGGCAAAAUUCAAACGACCUGGCAACGAGAGUCGAAAACGCUUGCCAGAUAUUCUGCUCCUUUGAUAGUCACAUUCCUCUUGCAGUAUUCGCUCACCGUGGCGAGUAUUUUCACUGUGGGCCACAUUGGCAAGGUGGAACUUGGAGCUGUGAGUCUAGCAAGUAUGACAGCAAAUAUAACCGGCUAUGCCGUCUAUCAGGGCCUUGCUACCUCACUCGACACUCUCUGCGCACAGGCAUACGGCUCGGGCCACAAGAAACUUGUAGGGUUGCAGCUUCAACGCAUGAUCUAUUUUCUCUGGGUAAUUACAAUUCCCAUUGGCGUUAUCUGGCUAAGUGGAACCGCUAUCCUCUCCGCCAUUGUCCCAGAGAAGGAAACUGCAAGGCUCGCCGGAAUCUACCUAAAGAUCCUUCUCGCUGGGGCCCCUGGAUACGCAGCUUUCGAGAGCGGCAAACGCUUCCUCCAGGCCCAAGGCCUCUUCACUGCAAAUCUGUACGUGCUGCUGAUAUGCGCACCGCUCAACGCCCUAAUGAACUACCUCUUCGUCUGGGUCUUCGACUGGGGCUUCAUCGGCGCCCCAAUCGCAGUCGCUGUGACCGAGAACCUCCUUCCCCUCUGCCUGUUCCUCUACGUUCGCUUCAUCGACGGCAUGGAGUGCUGGGGCGGCUUCGAGAAGCGCGCCCUGCGCAACUGGGGCCCGAUGAUCAAGCUCGCACUGCCAGGCCUCGUCAUGGUACUCGCAGAAUUCCUCGCCUUCGAGAUCCUCACCCUGAGCGCCAGCUGGAUCGGGACGACCGCGCUCGCAGCACAAAGCGUGCUGAGUACGGUCACAGCUAUCACGUUCCAGAUCCCGUUCCCGAUGAGCAUUGCGGCUUCUACACGCAUUGCGAAUCUCAUCGGUGCCACGCUCUCCGACGCUGCUAAGACACAUAGCCGUGUUGCGCUCUGUGGAGCUGUUCUUAUCGGAAUCUUUAAUGUUACCCUCCUCAGCACACUGCGCAAGUACAUUGCUGUCCUCUUCACCAACGAUCCAGACGUUGUAGAAGUUGUUGCGUCGCUUUUGCCCCUGUGUGCGGCGUUCCAGCUCUUCGACGCGCUGGCGACGACGUGCAACGGUAUCUUGCGUGGAUUGGGUAGACAAGAGGUGGGCGGCUACGUGAGUAUCUUCGCGUACUACUGCAUCGCCAUGCCGAUAUCGUUUGGGACGGGUUUCGGGCUUGGGUGGGGCUUGUAUGGGCUUUGGGCUGGUCCUGCAAUUGCAUUGGGUAUUGUGGCGGCAAUUGAGGGCACGUUUAUUUAUAGAACGAGUUGGCAGCGGGCGGUUGAUGAGGCGCACAAGAGGAACACGAUGGGUUGA